This is a messenger RNA of Effrenium voratum, 1392 nucleotides long. NCBI's taxonomy places the organism in Eukaryota, Dinophyceae, Suessiales, Symbiodiniaceae. The record is from the annotation of a GenBank genome assembly.
CUCUGCCUUGCUUUUCUCCAACUCGAGCUUUGGGAGAUGGGCUACCUCGGCAAGGUCGAGCCUGGGCCAACCUCACCCGUGGCCAAGUUGUUUCAGGCGGUGGAGCCCCUGAUCUUUCUGAAGGAAAGGGUGGCACGCUCGCCGUCUGCGUCAGAGGCCACGCCCGAUGCAUCCUUUGUUGACUUCGCAGAUUUGGAGAAGGGCGGUGGCAGCGCUGUGCAUGCCGCCAAGUUCCGGCAGCCGGCUAUGCCUAGCGAGAAACUUCAUCGGUACACCAUCGUGGCGUCUGCAAGCUCGGACUUUCACCUCAUGACCGAGGGUCUGGAAUUGGUCAUGAUCGCGAGGACACAAGGGACGAAGCAGGUGGACUUCUUUCUUCCAGACGAGGAGCAGGCCAUACCUGCCUUCAGCAUGCGGCGCCAGGAGGCUGACGAAUGGGUCCUGGUGCAGCCACGGUGUGACUGCUGCGCUCACAGGCCGCAUCAUCGCACCUGCGACUUCCUUGGCCGCAGCCAGCAGGUUGCGUGCAUCCAGCACAGCAGGCGGAAGGUCGACAAGUGCAGCGUCCACUUCGUGGACAUGUUUGUACCCCCGCUGCUCACAGAGGACCAGUCCUCGCUCUGGUGCCCCGCGUGGAUGGGCAAGGAUCUCGGCUGCAAGACACCCUUGAGCAGUGGUAGCCUAUCGCCCAAGAGUACCAGGAGCCCCAGCUUCCACCUCAUGGCCCCAGAAGGCGCUGAUGCGAUUCAUCUGCAAUCCAAGCUGCCUGUCUGGAACAGUGAUUUGGAAGGGCUCAUCUUGAACUUUGAGGGACGCAGCAUGCUCCGGAGCUCGCCCCGGAACUUUGUGGUGCAGGAAGAGGAGGGGAAGAUCGUGAUGCAGCACGCGCAGAUUGCGGAGAACACCUGGUGCCUGGACUUCAACCACCCGCUGAGCGUGGUACAGGCGUUUGCAAUGGCCAUGGCGUCCAUUGACUGGGAGUAACACAGGCUUGCGGGGCCAGCUUGCGUUGAUCCCUGCAGCGUUCCAUGCCUCUAGUCUGGAUGUUCGAAGGGGGGCCGACGAAUCCAAAGAAACUGCUCGAGGCAGGCUGACUUGGGCCGGCUGACUGAAGUCGUGUGCCUUCGCCAGAGCAGCCCUGCAUUCACUGGGGGCGACUUUCGUGGACCCCCAAUGGCAGCACUCUGUUCCAAAUUGCUCAGCGCUUGCGCGGUGGGAAGCGUUUCCUCACCCGAUUUGCAAGGUGGAAAUUCAGCAUCCCGCGCUCUCACUAAAGUGACAGCGCGGAAUUACGGGAAGGCCAGCUUUCAGUGUUGCAGAGAGCUUGGCACCUCCCCGUAGCAACAACAACAGGGCCGCGACUUGUGCGGCAUUUUCCGAAAUACGUGAAUG